This is a messenger RNA of Cladophialophora psammophila CBS 110553, 1590 nucleotides long. RefSeq names its product dolichyl pyrophosphate Glc1Man9GlcNAc2 alpha-1,3-glucosyltransferase. Gene Ontology annotation, molecular function: dolichyl pyrophosphate Glc1Man9GlcNAc2 alpha-1,3-glucosyltransferase activity. Bases 1 to 1590 code for a protein of 529 amino acids. The record is from RefSeq and is a predicted model, not a curated record. Gene Ontology annotation, biological process: protein N-linked glycosylation. The transcript is spliced from 4 exons. Gene Ontology annotation, cellular component: endoplasmic reticulum membrane. NCBI's taxonomy places the organism in Eukaryota, Fungi, Ascomycota, Eurotiomycetes, Chaetothyriales, Herpotrichiellaceae.
AUGGCGUCUGCGGUUUCGACAACCCUAAGUCGAUUUCGCGACAAUACGCCUAUCAUCCCCGAGCGGAGGCCAAAGGCAAAAAAGGUCAGCCAUGAUCAAUGGCCUUCGUUGCUCCAGACAGCCAUUGUGGCGACCGCUCUAAAGAUUCUGUUGUUCCCGGCAUACAGGUCAACAGAUUUUGAAGUUCAUCGGAAUUGGCUUGCCAUCACGCAUUCCUUGCCCGUUAAGAAGUGGUACUACGAGGCUACAUCGGAGUGGACAUUGGACUAUCCACCGGCAUUUGCGCUGUUUGAAUGGCUUCUUUCCCAGCCCGCUAGCCUGAUCGACGCUGGAAUGGUGAAAAUCCAAAACCUGAAUUAUGAUUCCUGGGCCACCAUAUGCUUCCAGCGAAGUUCUGUCAUCAUCACGGAGCUGCUGCUCGUCUACGCUUUGCACAAGUACAUGGAUUCCUCCCCUGCUCCAACACGCCGCCAAAGUCAUGCUGUGGCCCUGUCGAUCCUGCUCUCCCCUGGAUUCUUAAUCAUCGACCAUAUCCAUUUCCAGUACAAUGGCUUCCUCUAUGGCAUCUUGAUUCUGUCCGUCGUCUUUGCGCGGAAGGAGUCGACGUUGCUUUUGAGUGGCAUUCUGUUCGCCUUGCUUUUAUGCUUCAAGCACAUCUACCUCUACCUGGCACCCGCCUAUUUUGUCUACCUCCUCCGGACCUAUUGUCUAAAUCCGAAGAAUGUGUUUCAACCACAAUUUGCAAACACAUUCAAACUCGGAACUAGCAUUAUUGGCAUAUUUGGAGUCGCGUUCGGUCCUUUCGUGGCCUGGGGUCAGCUUGACCAACUGAGAAGCCGACUGUUUCCAUUUGCGCGAGGUCUUUGUCAUGCAUACUGGGCACCGAAUGUCUGGGCGACUUACUCAUUCUUGGACCGGGUGCUCAUACUGGGUGCUCCUUACCUUGGCCUCCACGUUGACCAAAGUGCUGUGAACAGCGUGACCCGGGGCUUGGUCGGAGACACUUCGUUUGCCGUUCUACCGGAAAUCACGCCCAGACAGUGUUUCGGACUUACAUUGACCUUCCAGACCAUCGCGUUGACCAAGCUGUGGCUUGCACCCAGUUGGGAAUCUUUUGUUGGCGCUCUCACGCUCUGCGGAUACGCGUCCUUCUUAUUUGGCUGGCAUGUCCACGAGAAGGCGAUUCUGCUGGUCAUCAUUCCCUUCAGUCUGUUAGCCGUCAAGGACCGGUCAUAUCUGGCGAGCUUCCGCCCUUUGGCAGUGGCUGGGCACGUGUCUCUAUUUCCGCUUCUCUUUACCGCCGCUGAGUUCCCGGUUAAGGUGGCGUAUACGAUAACUUGGCUGAUGAUUUUCCUCUACACCUUUGGGCAAUUAGCGCCAGCGCCCACGCGGAGGAGAGUCUUCUUGUUGGAUCGUUUUGCUCUGCUUUACAUUGCAGUAUCGGUGCCCUUGAUGGCGUAUUGUUCAUUGCUACACCGGGUUAUGUUUGGGGGAAGAUAUGAAUUUUUGCCUUUGAUGUUCAUAAGCACGUACUCGGCAAUCGGAGUGCUGGGCUCGUGGCUAGGAUUCAUGGUCUGCUAUUUGUCGUGA